This is a messenger RNA of Melanaphis sacchari, 624 nucleotides long. RefSeq names its product zinc finger protein 532-like. Bases 1 to 624 code for a protein of 207 amino acids. Lineage: Eukaryota; Metazoa; Arthropoda; Insecta; Hemiptera; Aphididae. The transcript is spliced from 3 exons. The record is from RefSeq and is a predicted model, not a curated record.
AUGUUUAAGUGUAGUGUUUGUGAAAAAGUCUUCACUGUGAAGUCUAAUAUGUUGAGACAUGAAAAAUCUCACAAACAAAUUAAAUUUUCAUGUGGUGAUUGCAGUCAAUUUUUUAUUCGUCGGGAUCAUCUUGUGAAUCACGUACUGAAAAAACAUGGUUUUGUUAAGUAUGGUUCUGAAUAUAAUUUGGCUAUGGGUAUCGCAGUCGGACAGCAGCAGCAGCAUCAGCAGUCAUUAAGUUCGGUGGGUAUCGUAGAUAGUGUUGCAUCCACGUCAAAUGUGAAUGAUUCCAUUCCACAGCAAGCCCCCACUCCUCCCGCCCCGUCAGUUAAACGCGCUAAUACCAACUCGGCGCGUAAUAUUGUAAAGUUUAAAAAAGCCCGCAUAGGAAUGGUUAAUACGCCGGGUUUUAUCGAACUCGACUCUGCACUCGAUAGAACCGUAGUAUGGUAUUAUAGGGGGAAUACCGAGAACUGUGUGAGUUAUCAGGCGUUUUUAGAAUCGAUAAAACUCGAGUUGAUUGAAAAAAUCAAUUAUUGCGUGCGUAUUAACCCGAUCAAAUAUAAUUUGAAGUUGGAGAGCGUGUACGCACAUAGGGAAUACAACCGAGGACAGAGCUUUUAA